Molecule: messenger RNA, 1736 nt
Organism: Schizosaccharomyces cryophilus OY26
Lineage: Eukaryota; Fungi; Ascomycota; Schizosaccharomycetes; Schizosaccharomycetales; Schizosaccharomycetaceae
Product: CMGC/CK2 protein kinase Cka1
Exons: 4
Coding region: 125-1129 (334 amino acids)
Biological process (GO): DNA damage response; protein phosphorylation; regulation of transcription by RNA polymerase III
Cellular component (GO): protein kinase CK2 complex; cytosol; nucleus
Molecular function (GO): protein serine/threonine kinase activity; ATP binding
Source: RefSeq, a predicted model, not a curated record
CAGCUUUUGAACCGUCCUUUCACCAGCCAGGAGUUAGAAAGUUGUUCAAUACACCGAGUCCAAGAAUUUACGGUUCAGAAAAAGGGGUUCUUCGAUAGAAAACAAGAAAAAAAAGACUGCAAUCAUGAAUCAGAGUGAAUGGGCUCCUGUAGUCUCAGUUUCGCGGGUUUACGCUCAUGUAAAUGAGGAGUUUCCCCGUGAGUAUUGGGACUAUGAAAACAUGGAAGAAACUUUUGGGUAUCAGGACAAUUACGAAAUUUUACGGAAAGUGGGACGAGGAAAAUACAGUGAGGUUUUCGAAGGAAUAAAUGUUUUGAACAACUCUAAAUGUGUUAUAAAGGUGCUGAAGCCUGUUAAAUAUAAGAAGAUCAAGCGUGAAAUCAAAAUUUUACAAAACUUAACAGGAGGCCCUAAUAUCAUAGCUUUGCUUGAUGUUGUUCGUGAUCCAGAGAGUAAAACACCUUCCUUAAUUUUUGAAUAUGUAGAUAACAUUGAUUUUCGGACACUGUACCCUACAUUAUCUGACUAUGAUAUUCGAUACUAUUCAUAUGAAUUGCUGAAGGCAUUGGAUUUCUGCCAUUCCCGAGGUAUUAUGCAUCGUGAUGUAAAACCUCAUAACGUUAUGAUUGAUCACAAAAAUGGAACACUCCGCCUAAUCGAUUGGGGUUUGGCUGAAUUUUAUCAUGCGGGAAUGGAGUAUAAUGUUCGUGUCGCUAGUCGAUAUUUCAAAGGGCCAGAACUUCUGGUUGAUUUUCGUGAAUAUGAUUACUCGUUGGACAUUUGGUCCUUUGGUGUUAUGUUUGCUGCAUUGAUUUUCAAGAAAGAUACCUUCUUCCGUGGUCGCGAUAAUUAUGACCAGUUGGUUAAGAUUGCGAAAGUCUUGGGAACGGAUGACCUUUUUGCUUACAUUCAAAAAUACCAAAUCGUUUUAGACAGACAAUAUGACAACAUCCUUGGGCAUUACCCCAAGCGUGACUGGUACUCUUUCGUGAAUCGAGAAAACCGACAAUUGGCGAAUGACGAUGCCAUUGAUUUUCUUUCGAGACUUCUUCGUUACGAUCAUCAGGAGCGGUUAACCUGUAAAGAAGCAAUGGCGCACCCUUAUUUUAAUAUUUUGAAGCAGUUGUAAAUUUAUUUACUGAAUUAUAAUAUCCCUAAUUGCAUUUAUAAUGGAUAUUUUUUACACACCAAAAUCAUGGAAAUAUCGACUCAUUGCUUGGAAAACGCCAAUUUUUCAGCUCAGGGCACGUUCGAUAGUCGUUGGUUUAUACUCUAGUUGUUUUCAGCAUAUGUAGCUGAGUUUCUGAGAUUCUUUUUGAUACAGGUGGCUCAAAAAGUUGUAAUUACCACUUAAUGGCAGCCCUCAUUUCCUCCCUUCACUUUUGUUCCCGAAUGGAAAGGUAUGAUACUUCCUUUUCAAAUUAUAGGCAUUUAUCAUAAUAAAAAUUCCUUCCAUAAGCUGCUUGAUUUCUUUUUUUUUUAUUUUUUUAUUUGCAAUUUCACUUUCUAUGGAUAUCGCGAUUCCAAUAUGUUUAAACAUAGACAAAUGGGAGAACUAAAUUUGUAAUAAAAUCAACAGAGAAGAGAAUUCAUUAACAGAAUAAGAUAUUUUAUGUAUAGAACAGCUGAAAUAUAGAAGUUGCUUUUGUUAGUACGAAUAGACAAAUCGACAAUGCCUUGAUAUUUGUCUCUUUUUUUUUUUUUUUUUUUAUUUUAUUAAACUUUUCUGAUUUACA